Messenger RNA from Sphenostylis stenocarpa, 1278 nucleotides. The record is from the annotation of a GenBank genome assembly. Lineage: Eukaryota; Viridiplantae; Streptophyta; Magnoliopsida; Fabales; Fabaceae.
AUGGAUAACAGUAAUUCUGAACAAACCGUGCAAGAUGGCAAACUCUACAGAAACCUCAAUUCUCUCAUCGUCGCUCAUCUUAGGGACAACAAUCUUACUCAGGCUGCUAGUGCUGUUGCUUCAGCAACCAUGACUCCACUGAAUGUGGAAGCCCCACCUAACAGACUUCUUGACCUGGUUGCUAAGGGUCUUGCAGCGGAAAAAGGCCACAUCACUAGAGGCCCUGAUUUCUCUGCCUCACUUCCCAUGCCCCACACAACAGCUAUUGAUUUCAGCACUGCACCUGAUAUGAAAAGUUCCGCAAAGAGCUUCCCGAAGCAUGAAACGCGACACCUUUCGGAACACAAGAAUAUUGCCAGGUGUGCUAGGUUUAGUGCUGAUGGAAGGUUUGUUGCCACCGGAAGUGCCGAUACAUCAAUAAAGCUAUUUGAGGUUUCGAAGAUCAAACAGAUGUUGCUGCCAGAGGCAAAGGAUGGUCCUGUGCGGCCUGUCAUUCGAACAUAUUAUGAUCAUAUACAACCAAUAAAUGAUCUUGAUUUUCAUCCACAAGGUACUAUCCUGAUUUCUGGGGCCAAAGAUCAAACGAUAAAGUUUUUUGAUAUUUCAAAAACGAAUGCAAAGAGAGCAUACAGGGUUAUCCAGGACACACACAAUGUUCGAUCUGUAUCUUUCCAUCCUUCUGGAGAUUUUCUGCUGGCAGGAACUGAUCAUGCAAUUCCACAUUUGUAUGAUAUAAAUACCUUUCAGUGUUAUCUGUCAUCAAAUGUCCCAGAGACUAGCCCUAAUGGAGCCAUAAACCAGGUCAGAUAUUCUUGUACAGGUGCCAUGUAUGUCACUGCAUCUAAAGAUGGUGCUAUUAGGUUGUGGGAUGGCAUCACUGCCAAUUGUGUGCGCUCAAUAACUGCAGCACAUGGAACAGCUGAGGCUACCAGUGCAAUUUUUACAAAAGAUCAACGGUUUGUUCUCUCCUGCGGGAAGGAUUCUACCAUAAAGCUUUGGGAAAUUGGCUCUGGAAGAUUAGUCAAACAAUAUCUGGGAGCUAUACAUACCCAGCUAAGGUGCCAGGCUAUUUUUAAUCAGACAGAAGAGUUUAUUCUAUCCAUAGAUGAACUGAGCAAUGAGAUCAUUAUCUGGGAUGCAAUGAAAACAGAAAAAGUUGCAAAGUGGCCUUCUAAUCAUGUUGGUGCACCCCGCUGGCUUGAACACUCACCAGUAGAGUCGGCCUUUAUUUCCUGUGGAACUGAUAGGUCAGUUCGAUUCUGGAAGGAAACAGUAUAA